CAGUUGGGGGCGGUAAUGCAAUAUAUUGGAUGCCAACCACCGUUAAACUCUACCAAAGAAGAAGAAACCCAUUUCCCAAGCCCACAAAACGCGCGAAAGUUCACUCAUUACACAAGAUCAAUAACAGCAAUGGCUUCCCUUACUAAAGCAGGUCGUGUUUUGAAGCGCAAGGUGGAGACCGAGGAGUCGUCCGUGGAGGGGAAGAGGGGUAAAGGAGAGGACGACCACCCGGAGAUUGUCACAGAAGGCCAGAGGGUGGUCAUUGAACACUGUAAAAGCUGACGAGUGUAUGGGCGUAAUGCCGAGGGGGUCAGAGUUGCCCUCCUGGCUGCCUGUCCAGACCUCACUGUGGUGCUGAACCCCCAGAAGCCCCGGAGUAAAAGUUUUGAAGUGAUUCUGUUUGAAGGAGAGAAAGAGGUUUGUCUGUGGUCAGGGAUAAAGAAAGGCCCACCUCGCAAGCUGAAGUUUCCUGAGCCAGAGGUUGUAGUUUCUGCCCUGGAGAAGGCGCUAAAGACUGAAUAGACACCUUUGAUGAAGCCAGUCAUCUGGGGUUUGUAGCAGCUGGACGCAGAAUGAUGAGGACUGACCAAACCGGGUUGCACCCCAGUCCUUCCUCUGAUGACCCCAGCGUCAAGCUCCUCUGGCCUGGAUACACAGCGACAUCUAAUGGUGUCUCUCACAGUCCCUCUUUUUACAAUAUUGCUGCUUUUACUGUUCUCUUCUUGUUCAUAUUAUCCAGUAAGGCUGUAAAAUCUUUCACCUGCUUUUGUAUGUCUAUGAAGAAUAAAGAUUGUUUCUACAUUUC
Oncorhynchus mykiss (rainbow trout) is the source of this 805-nucleotide messenger RNA. Its product is annotated as selenoprotein H. Gene Ontology annotation, cellular component: Golgi apparatus. The record is from RefSeq and is a predicted model, not a curated record. NCBI's taxonomy places the organism in Eukaryota, Metazoa, Chordata, Actinopteri, Salmoniformes, Salmonidae.